Messenger RNA from Zingiber officinale, 761 nucleotides. RefSeq lists its product as uncharacterized. NCBI's taxonomy places the organism in Eukaryota, Viridiplantae, Streptophyta, Magnoliopsida, Zingiberales, Zingiberaceae. The transcript has a single exon. The record is from RefSeq and is a predicted model, not a curated record. Bases 56 to 550 code for a protein of 164 amino acids.
AAUUUAUAAAAAUUCAAUUGGUCGAAACAGAUGAGUUAUUAGAUGCGAAGGGACGAUGGCGGCCAUCCCUUGCCUUCCCGCCGCUGCGCUGCUCCCUCUGACCUCCAUACGGCCUACCAAGUUCCUCCUCUGCCGCCGCCGCCUCCGCCUCCGCCUCCGCCUCCUCCGCUCCCCGUUGUUUUCUUCAGCAUCUUCGAGUGGGAUCCCAGUGACCUGUUCGCGGCCCGAACCAUCUCUAGAGGUCGUGUACAAUGUGCGGGUCGAGCGAGGCUUGUCGCUGGAGAGGAUGGCGGAGCUAGGCGUCGACAGAUGGGCGGUGUGGAAGUCCGGCGGGCGGUCCCGCCUCCCCUGGGAAUGGAACGUGGAACAGCAGGUGUACGUCGUCAGCGGCGAGGUCCGGGUGGUUCCCGAGGGCGCCAAGUCCGGCGAGCGAUACAUGAAAUUUGUCGCCGGCGACCUUGUUCAUUACCCCAAGUGGUUUGGGGCCGACCUUCUCUUCGACGGCCCCUACGAGGAGCGUUACCGCUUCCUCGCCCCCGGCGACGAUUGAACCAAUUCCAAAACCCUAGAUUCUUUGAGGCAACUAUUGGAAAUGGAGAACUUGAAGGGCCUGUUCGAAAAAUAAAAAAUCUUUUGCCAGCUUUAAUAAUAGAUGUUAGUUCCAUGUAAACUCAUCAAUAAUGAAUGCUUGUCGCACAUUUUUUUCUCUCUUUAUUGUAGUAUCUGAUGAUAAUAAAAAUAAUAAUUUUAAAUUGAUAAAA